CCCCAGUUAAGGCAGCUGAGCAGGGUAGAGGUUGGAAGUUCCUGAGAGUAAGCGUCCCACGUGCAGGAUGCCAGAGCAAAAGAAGAAAAAGUCUGAAGUGACAGAGAAAAAGAAAAGGAAAUUGAAGAAGCUAGUGGCAAGUGAGGAGCCCCUCGAACAGAAGCCCCUGAAGAAAAAGAAAAUGAGUACAAAGAUAUCCUCAGACCUUUUGGAUACAGAAGUUUCUCAGAUGGAUGCAGCAAGCGAUGAGGAAAAACAAGAUGAGCAGGAACUGACCCCAGAGGAAAGGAGAACCCUGGAAAGAAAACUGAAGAAGGAACGGAAGAAAGAACAAAGAAAGCAGCUUCGGGAAGCAGGGAUUCAUGUUGUAAAAGAAACCCCUCAAAAACCAUCUGGAGCUGAGUUGGCCUUGGACUAUCUCAUCAGCUGGGCCAAUAAGCGAGAGGAAUGGAAGUUUCAGAAAACCAGGCAGACCUGGCUCCUGCAUCACAUGUAUGACAGUGAUAAGGUCCCAGAUAAGCAUUUCUCCAUUUUGCUGGACUACCUGGAGGGUCUGAAGGGAAGCGCCCGAGAGGUAACAGUGCAGAAAGCUGAAAUGCUCAUGAAGAAAUUGGACAGUCCAGAGCCUGAAGACUCCAGUUUAAUCGAGAGGAGUGAGAGAAUUCGACAAGUCCUACAGCUGCUUUCCUAAGAGCAGACAAGCCAGCGUCUCUGUAGCUCCAUCAACAGAAGAAAAGUUGUCUUCUGAAGCCCCAGGAAAGAAUGGCUCCCCCCUUCUGUCCCAUGAAUGUGUGUGUGUGUGUGUGUGUGUGUGUGUGUGUGUGUGUGUGUGUACAUGCAACAGAGUAUUUUUUUAACUUGCAUCAUCCAACCUUCUCCCAGGCAGGUUAUCGGGAGGAGGCAAAGAUAGCUUUGUUGUUGAAACCUAUUAUUUCUACUUCUAGAUACAAGCUUUGGUUAUGUCUGGUGAUCUCUUUAUUAAGUGAUUUGAUCUUAUCUGGGAUACAAGAAGAAUGGACCUUUUGUGUUUUAAAAACAUUCCUGAAUCAGGGUAUAAUCACCCUAAAAUGAUGUAAAGAGAUCUAAAUCCUUGGCUUUAGAAGGGCCUCCAAAAACCUAGAGGAGGGAAGGAGAGAGACAGAGACAGAAAAUGAGAAUGAAUGUGUGUGUGUAUGUGUGUGUGUUUUACAAAGGGAUGUUUUUCAGAAAUGGAUCCAGAAUGCAGUCCUUCCCCUGCCAGCUGUAAUCCAUCACUGUCAACAUUGCAUGCAUAUUGUUGAGAUCUGUAUGUCCCACAAGGAGAGGGUAAUAAAUUGGUUUUUUGGUAGUAA
This is a messenger RNA of Dromiciops gliroides (monito del monte), 1331 nucleotides long. It is a transcript of the gene CHLSN, whose product is annotated as chromosome 1 C7orf50 homolog. The coding region runs from base 68 to 691 and encodes 207 amino acids. The record is from RefSeq and is a predicted model, not a curated record. NCBI's taxonomy places the organism in Eukaryota, Metazoa, Chordata, Mammalia, Microbiotheria, Microbiotheriidae. The transcript has 6 exons.